CUCCAAAUGUCAUUGAAAAUCUGAAAGCAGCUGUGUAGGUAUUUGUACGUGUUUUCAUUCGAUAAUUUCUCGAAAAUGACUGUGUGAGACGAAAACAAACAAGAAAACUAGAUGUGAAACGCGAACACAAAAUGUCGAGCCGCCGUUCGAUACUCGGUUCGGCACUGGACGCCCUGCCAGCGCCUACCGAUCCGUUUAGAGAACUCUUUGAGGCUUGCAAAACUGGUGAUGCAGCCCGUGUUAAAAAGCUUAUAACACCUCAAACUGUAAACGCUAGAGACACAGCUGGCCGCAAAUCUACUCCUCUACACUUUGCUGCAGGAUAUGGGCGCAGGGAGGUGGUAGAGAUACUAAUAUCGUCCGGCGCUGCGCUGCAAGCCCGCGACGACGGGGGGCUGCAGCCGCUGCACAACGCGUGCUCGUUCGGGCACGCGGACGUGGUCAGGGCUCUGCUGGCGGCCGGCGCGGCGCCCGCGGCCACCGAUAACUGGGGCUACACUCCGUUGCACGAAGCUGCCGCUAAAGGCAAGGUUGAUGUUUGUAUAGCGUUAUUGCAACACGGUGCCGACCCUAACAUUAGGAACACGGAAGGCAAGACUCCCCUGGAUCUCGCUGACUCGGCCACGAGGCCCGUUUUAACUGGUGAGUACUGCGCCGCAGACGUUUUAGAAGCCGCCCGCUCAGGCGCUGACACAAGACUCGCUUCAUUACUCACCCCACUCAAUGUCAACGUUCACGCGCACGACGGAAGGAGAUCUACACCUCUACAUUUAGCCGCAGGAUAUAACCGAGCGCGGGCCGUACGCUUGUUAUUGCAACGCGGCGCAGACGUCCACGCUAAGGAUAAAGGCGGGUUAGUGCCCCUCCACAACGCGUGUUCGUACGGCCACUACGAGGUGACGGAGCUGCUGGUCCGCGCAGGCGCAGACGUCAACGCUACGGACCUGUGGGCCUUCACUCCGUUGCAUGAGGCCGCCAGCAAGGCGAGGCUUGAGGUUUGCUCGCUAUUACUGAGCGAGGGCGCGGAUCCGACCCUGCUUAACUGUCACGGGAAGUCCGCGCUCGACGUGGCGCCCACCAGGGAGCUGCAGGAGCGAUUGGCUUUGGAAUAUCGCGGUCAUUGUCUGUUGGAGGCGUGUCGUCUGGCCGAACCGGCCCGUGUAAAGAAGUUGCUGCACGUUUGUGCGAAUGCCCAGAAUCCACAGGAAUCCCCGUCCACUAGUUCCCUCGGCGAUUGCUCCGUGGAAACUCUAGUGAACUUCCAACACCCGAGUAGCGGGGACAGAGCGUUGCAUUGCGCCGCCAACAGCGUCUACCACAAGCGGAAACAGGUCAUCGAGAUAUUGAUAAGGAAAGGCGCGCUCGUGAACGAAAAGAACAAAGCCGGACAGACGCCGCUACAGAUCGCUACUGAAUUAGGGCAUGUCGACGCCAUGGAUAUCUUGAUACGACACGGUGCGAAAGUGAACGCCAGUACGAACGCCGCACCAAAUUCUCUGCAACUAUCGAUGUCGAUGUUGGAGCGACACUCUUCGAGACUGCAACCGGACACCACUUAUAUCACAGAACCAGUUACCGACGCAUGCGCAAACGCGGCGGCUCUCCGUCUACUAGAGGCGGCCAGGACCGGUGACGUGGAGACGGCCAAGAGUAUAUUGGAUCUAAGACCACGGCUGGUCAACUGUAGGGACGUUGAUGGCAGACAUUCGACGCCUCUACACUUCGCUGCCGGGUACAAUAGGCUUCCACUCGCUCAAUUAUUACUACAGAGAGGCGCCGACGUCCAUGCCAAAGACAAGGGCGGCCUCGUUCCAUUACACAACGCGUGUUCGUACGGACAUUACGAAGUGACUGAAGCGUUAGUAAGCGCUGGCGCGGGCGUGAACGCUGCAGAUCUGUGGCGAUUCACCCCUCUACAUGAGGCGGCUGCCAAGGGCAAGGCUGAUAUAGUUAGAUUAUUGUUAAAGCACGGCGCGGACCCGCUGCGCCGCAACCGCGACGGGCUGACGCCGCUGCAGCUGGUGCCGGCGGCGGACGCGGACACGGCGGACGCGCUGCGCGGCGACGCGGCGCUGCUCGACGCCGCCAAGCGCGGCGACCUCGCCCGCGCCAGGAAAUUAAUAACCCCACAAAAUGUGAACUGCCGAGACACGCACGGACGGAACUCCACGCCUCUGCACUUAGCUGCCGGGUACAACAACCUGGAAGUGGCGGAGGCGCUCCUGGCGGCCGGGGCUGCGGUGUCCGCGCGCGACAAGGGCGGGCUGGUGCCGCUGCACAACGCGGCGUCUUACGGACAUCUCGAGUUGGCUGCGUUGCUGUUGCGGGCUGGGACGCCGCCUAAUGCUACGGACAGAUGGGGAUUCACGCCACUGCACGAGGCGGCGCACAAAGCUAGAACGCAACUGUGUGCUCUAUUGCUCGCUCACGGCGCUGAUCCUUACUUAAAAAACCAAGAAGGUCAAACGGCAUUAGAAUUAGCGGGCGCCGAAGACGUGCGCUCGUUGUUACAAGACGCGAUGACGUCAGCGGCGGGGGAGGCGCCCCCAGCGCCCCUGCCGGCGCCCCUGCCGCCCCCGCAGCUACCCGUGCUCAUGCCCAGCGGGGACACGGUGUCUUUAGCGUUACCAGUGGUCCCGAGUAACUAUUGGGCCGAGGGCUCCCGCGGCAGUCUGGAGGACGCCGCCGGCCGCCCGGCCUCCGCCCUCUCCACCUCGGAGUGCUUACAGACCUUCCUGUCUCAAAUCGGCCUAGAACAAUUGACUUCCGUGUUAGAGCGAGAACAGAUCACAGUGGACAUCCUGUCGGAGAUGUGCCACGAAGAUCUGAGGGCUGUGGGCGUGGCAGCUUACGGUCACAGGCAUCGGCUGCUCAAAGCUGCGAGGAGCGCUUUACAGCACCAACAAGAAUGGUACGGCGGUACGACACUAAUAGAAGUUACGGCUAACCCGGACGGCGAAUGCGGCGAGAAUGAGUACACGAUAGUAGAGAGGGAGAUGCAAGCUUCAGUGCGCGCGCACCGCGAACACGCGGGCGGACACUUCUCACAUUACAACGUCGUUAGGAUACAGAAAAUUGUGAAUGGUCGUCUGUGGGAGCGGUAUCAACACAGACGAAGGGAGGUCACAGAGGAAGCCGGGGCGCCGAAUGAAAGGAUGCUGUUUCACGGAUCUCCCUUCAUCAACGCUAUUGUCCAGAAGGGAUUCGAUGAAAGGCACGCCUAUAUCGGUGGUAUGUUCGGCGCCGGUAUAUAUUUCGCGGAGCACUCGUCGAAGUCCAACCAGUACGUGUACGGUUUCGGCGGCGGCUCCGGCUGUCCCACGCACAAGGACAGGAGCUGUUACCUCUGUCACAGACAAAUGGUCCUCUGCCGCGUGACGCUCGGGCGCGCGUUCCAGCUGCUGAGCGCAAUGAAGAUGGCGCACGCGCCGCCCGGACACCACUCUGUGGCCGGCCGGCCCAGCCACGGCGGACUCUGCUUCCCCGAGUACGUGGUCUACAGGGGGGAACAGGCGUAUCCUGAAUAUUUAAUAACCUAUCAAAUCGUGAACGGAGAAAGUGGCUCGGGGACCGAGUGAGUUAACAGUAUUGUGAUGUAUAGAUAACUAGAACAUAACUACUUUUAAACUUUCGCGUUGAAUAAUUAUAUACUAAACGACAGGUAUUAAACGCGCACAUACCUUACUAGACGUUACCAGACGUUUCGGAGCUGGUUACAAAGGUCCGUGGUCGCUGGGCGACCGACUCAGCACGCUACGACGUCUGUCCGGCAGAAUCUUCUUCUACUGCCAUAUUAUUUAUCCGCCAAAUAUCGUCGCAAUAAAUACACUGUAAAUAUUGUUUGUAACAAGGUUCGAAACGUCUGUGAGAUAAAAAAGGUAUGUGCGCGUUUAAUACCAGGUAUUAAACUGGGACAUACCUUUUUUUAGUAUAUAAAUAAUAUUUUUAUAGAUACGCGACAUUUUUUGAUCUCGACGUGGUUUGGUUAAUAACUGAUAGACCGUCUCGAUUUAAAAGUGUUAAGCGCCAUCUAGUUAAUCGAAAAUUCGUUCAGAAAUUUUCACAGAUGUAUUUCCGUUGCCGGUAUACUAAAAAAACAGAAUAAAAUUAUAUGUAAAUAUAAUUCUCAAAACACUCCAAAAUAGUGUAAUAGCAUAUCAGUGUCUUAUUAGACGUUUACGUAAUACGACACGCGUGCAUUAAUAUUACAUACGCCUUCUUAUAGCGCUCGGCUUUGUUUCGCGCAAUAAUUAUCGUAAUGUACUAUGUCGUCUGUACGUCAUCUUAAUAGCGAAAGAGAUGCUUAGAAUAAACUUAGUUUGUAACAAAUAUAUGUAUAUAUAAAGAUUUUUUUAUUGUGAAUAUACGCGAGUUGGGUUUGAAAAGUUUUGUUCGUAAUGAAUUUAAUUUUGAAUUGUAUUUUUUUUUAAAUCAAUUCUUAGGCUAGGUGAAGCGGAUAUAUAAAAUAUUAUAUAGAUUAAAACAUUUGUUUUUUUUUUAAUAAUAAUAAGAUUAAAAUCUACAAAAUAUUUCUUGUAUAUAGUUAAAUAUUAAUAAACUUAGGAUACCGAUGUUCACGCGAGCGAAGACGCCCACAAAAAUUAGUUGAAAAUUAUCCGCUGCACUUGGCCUAAAAGAAAAAUAACUAACAUGUUUGUGAAUGUGAGUUUUUAAAUUGAAUAAUUUAAUAAAUCUAUUUAUUUAAUUACAAAAAUGCAUUUUAUAUUCAUUUCAUUCGUUUUUCCAAAAUUAAAUACGUGCACAAAGAUUGGCUGUUAUAAAAUAUAAUGACUUUAUUUUUUCAAGCUUAAUUAUAUUCGAUUUUUUCUAAAUGACGAGCUAAAAUUUACUAGCGACCCGUCCUGGCUUUACUCGGGUAAAACCAUAAUAAUGAAUACAUCUCUAGACUCGAAAUAAUAAUACACAAGUCUCGAACUUACUUUGGGGCUAGCUCAAUCUGUGUGUUCGAGUUUCUUUUGGCAUAUCUUCUCAGCAGUGGUCGUUCCGAAAUGCUUGUAGUCUGUAGCUUUGGUAAACAUAAUUUAAUUUGGAAUAUGACGUGAAAAAUUGCCUGUCAUGGCCUAAAUUCUGAAUUUGAUUUUGAUUUGUGUCAUUUUUCCUUAAAUAUUUAAAAAAAAAAGUUUGUGAAUGUAAAUGUGACUACUAAAUCUAAACAACUGACAAGCCACCUAGAUCUCGGGAUGUUGUAAUGAAUAUUUUUGAAUUAUUUCGCUAUACAAAUAUACAGGGUUACUGGGAUCAAACGCAAAACCUCCUAAAGACUACUCGGGUACAUCAAAAUAAGCAACUUUAUUCUACCUACUACUUUUCGUGAUUUUUUUUGUAUGAAAAAUAAUCUGAUUUGCGAUUCUACACAUGUUCACUGUAUGCAAUAGCCGAGCGACACGAGACAGUGCAGUAGCGUUAUGUAGCGGAAUCUGACGUAGAGUUAACGUUUUAUAGAAACGACAUUAAAACUAAAAAAAUGUUUUUUAAAAUAUAUUUAUUACGUUUAGACAAAAGUCGUAGAACAAAAGAUGUCAGUCAGUUUGGAAGGUUAUGCGUUAGACACCAGUGACCCUGUAUAUAUGGAUAUGUACUUCAAUACGUUCAUUGUUUUUGCCCAGUAUAAUAGCCAAGCCAAUUUUGUGUGCGCAAUAUUUUUUAUAUGUAUACUUGUUUAUGUUUUGAACAAUUUUGUUGUUUUGAUCGAUUUAAUCGACCCAGCUCGCUCGCUCGCCAAUUUUUAUAUGUCUCGGAGGAAGUUGUAUGAAUAAAUUACAAUGAACAA
This is a messenger RNA of Plodia interpunctella (Indianmeal moth), 5791 nucleotides long. It is a transcript of the gene Tnks, whose product is annotated as tankyrase. Lineage: Eukaryota; Metazoa; Arthropoda; Insecta; Lepidoptera; Pyralidae. Bases 132 to 3578 code for a protein of 1148 amino acids. Gene Ontology annotation, cellular component: cytoplasm; nucleus. The record is from RefSeq and is a predicted model, not a curated record. The transcript is spliced from 26 exons. Gene Ontology annotation, molecular function: NAD+ poly-ADP-ribosyltransferase activity; protein binding.